AUAAGAACCCCCAAAUUAGCGUACCAUACAUCAAGAUGGCAGCUUCCACAGAAAACAUGAUUAAAAAACAUUUCGAGAAAAAUUGUCGAACAAAAGAACAUAAUGGGGUUCACUCAUCGAAAGUUCACUCUGUAGCAUGGAAUUGUGAUGGCACUAUGCUUGCAUCCGGAUCGUUUGAUAGAAAUGUUUGUGUCUUUUCGCUGGAUAGAGAUAGGAUGACCAGAGAAGCAACAUACAAGGGUCAUGUCGGCAGUGUGGAUCAGCUGUGCUGGCAUCCCAGAAACCCAGAUGUGUUUGUGACCGCAUCGGGAGACAAGACGAUCAGGAUAUGGGAUACCAGGUCUGCCAAGUCUAUAUCAACUAUAGCUACAAAGGGUGAGAACAUCAACAUCUGCUGGAGUCCUAACGAGCAGUACAUUGCCGUCGGCAACAAGGAUGACCUGGUGACCUUUGUAGAUGCUAGAUCUAAUCGUAUCAUCAGCGAGGAACAAUUCAAGUACGAAGUGAAUGAGAUCUCUUGGAACAACGACAGUGAUCUCUUCUUCUUAACAAAUGGUCAUGGUCACAUCAACAUCCUAAGCUUUCCAGACCUGAAACCUCUGCAGGAACUCAGUGCCCACCCAGCUAACUGCAUAUGCAUUGAGUUUGAUCCAACCGGAAGGUACUUUGCCACAGGAAGUGCCGAUGCCCUGGUGAGCCUUUGGGAUGUUCCCGAGCUGGUUUGUGUCAGGACCUUCUCAAGGUUAGACUGGCCUGUACGUGCCUUGAGCUUCAGCCAUGAUGGGCAGCUCUUGGCAUCUGCCUCUGAAGAUCUCAUCAUAGAUGUGGCUCAUGUCGAAACAGGUGAAAAGGUAACGGAAGUCCACUGCGAAUCGCCGACCUUCACCGUAGCCUGGCACCCCAAGAGGUACCUGCUUGCAUUCGCCUGUGACGACAAGGACAAGUAUAACAGAGAGAGGGAUGCAGGCAGCAUCAAACUGUUUGGAUUACCCAGCGAUUGACCGUAAGAACACCAUGGCAACUUGUGAUCAGAACUCUUGAUGGAGAGGAUUUGAGAAACAAUGCAAAGGCAAUCUGUGACAGAUGACAGACGGGCUCUGGCAACAAAUGGAUAAUCUGCAUGUUAAGCCAAACAUGAAGCCUAACCUUCAAACUUAAUAAACACUAACAGGGACUAAUUUUACUUCUCAAAUUUCAUUAGCAUUUGUGGUUGCUAGAGAAAAGCUUUCAAAUAUGUUCUGUACAGUUCUAUGUAAAAAAUUGCUACACAAGUGAAAUUUUGUGUAGCUGUCAUGAAAUUAUGUGGAGCAAAUUGCAAUGGGAUACCAGGGGUCUGUUGCAGAAAGAGUUGCGUUUAAACGCAAGUCA
Messenger RNA from Lytechinus variegatus (green sea urchin), 1368 nucleotides. Its product is annotated as THO complex subunit 3-like. Lineage: Eukaryota; Metazoa; Echinodermata; Echinoidea; Temnopleuroida; Toxopneustidae. The record is from RefSeq and is a predicted model, not a curated record. Gene Ontology annotation, biological process: mRNA export from nucleus. The transcript is spliced from 6 exons. Gene Ontology annotation, cellular component: THO complex part of transcription export complex. The coding region runs from base 36 to 1001 and encodes 321 amino acids. Gene Ontology annotation, molecular function: protein binding.